AUGAAGAUCUUCGUGUGGCUAGUGUGGAUUAGCGCACUGCUAAAAGGGGUGGGCGGGGCUCACGGGCGCUACGCGCAGAAGCUGCUCAACGACUUGAUGGAGAACUACAGCUCAGCGCUGCGGCCCGUGGACGACACGGACAAGGCCCUCAACGUCACGCUGCAGAUCACACUCUCCCAGAUCAAAGAUAUGGACGAGCGGAACCAGGUGCUGACCACGUACCUGUGGGUGCGUCAGGUGUGGCACGAUGCCUACCUGCGCUGGGACAAAGAGGAGUACGACGGCCUGGAGGUCAUCAGGAUACCCUCAGAACUCGUCUGGAGGCCAGACAUUGUGCUUUACAACAAUGCUGAUGAGGAGAAUAAGGAUGGACCUCCUGAGACGAAUGUAGUGUUGCGUUACGAUGGAGAGAUUACCUGGGACUCCCCUGCCAUCACCAAAAGCUCCUGUAAGGUGGACGUUGCCUACUUCCCUUUUGACAGCCAACAAUGCAACCUCACCUUUGGCUCCUGGACAUACAAUGGAAACCAGGUGGACAUCAACUUGGACAAGGACAAGGAGUCCGGCGACCUGUCGGACUUUGUGGAGAACGUGGAGUGGGAGUGCCACGGCAUGCCGGCCCGGAAGAGCGUGAUCAUGUACGGCUGCUGCUCGGACCCGUACCCCGACAUCACGUACACGGUGCUGCUCAAGCGCCGCUCCUCCUUCUACAUCUUCAACCUGCUGCUGCCCUGCUUCCUCAUCUCCUUCCUGGCGCCGCUGGGCUUCUACCUGCCCGCCGACUCCGGGGAGAAGGUGUCGCUCGGCGUCACCGUGCUGCUCGCGCUCACCGUCUUCCAGCUCAUGGUGGCCGAGAGCAUGCCGCCCUCCGAGAGCGUGCCGCUCAUCGGGAAGUACUACAUAGCAACGAUGACCAUGAUCACAGCGUCCACGUCCCUGACCAUCUUCAUAAUGAACAUCCAUUUCUGCGGCGCGGAGGCGAAGCCUGUUCCCCACUGGGCCAAAGUGCUCAUCAUCGACUACAUGGCUAAGCUGUGUUUUGUGUACGAGGUGGGCGAGAACUGCACCUCGCCUGAGGACUCCAGCACCCAGCUCUACAGCGAGGAGUUCAUGACAGGUGGCUAUCAGGAUGACGCUUUCUAUGGCAACCAAUACCUUGAGAAUGGUCACUAUGGAAACAGCCACUACAACCAGCGCCACGACAAUGGAAACUACCGCCAUCACAAUCACCACAACAACCUUAGCGACAACAGACGCCUGGGCCGUGUCCAGAGGAAUGGACCGCAGAGGGGCGGGGAGCGGAGGGGGCGGGAGCCCCCCAUGCCACAUAUCAUGCGGGACUCCAACGUCCACAUCCCCGCUUAUGACCCUCUGGAGGAGAAGCUGAAGGCCAGCGAUCUGUCCAUCCCUGAGAAACUCCAGGCGUACGGCUACAGCCAAGGCAAUGACUUCAGCCAUGACAGUGCUUGUAGAAGUAGCAACGCUUAUCACAACGGAGGGGCCGUGCGCGGGAGCUGCUCCUGCGGAAUGCCGCAGAAGGUCGUGCGGAACAUUGAGUACAUAGCCAACUGUUUCAGGGAGCAGAGGUCCCACCAGGCCAAGGGUGCCGAGUGGAAGAAGGUCGCAAAGGUCAUGGACCGUUUUUUUAUGUGGAUCUUUUUCAUCAUGGUCUUUCUCAUGAGUAUCCUCGUCAUUGGCCAAGCAGCUUGA
Sardina pilchardus (European sardine) is the source of this 1710-nucleotide messenger RNA. RefSeq names its product cholinergic receptor, nicotinic, alpha 9a (gene chrna9a). Gene Ontology annotation, cellular component: synapse; postsynaptic membrane; plasma membrane. The record is from RefSeq and is a predicted model, not a curated record. The transcript is spliced from 6 exons. Gene Ontology annotation, molecular function: acetylcholine-gated monoatomic cation-selective channel activity; transmembrane signaling receptor activity. The coding region runs from base 1 to 1710 and encodes 569 amino acids. Gene Ontology annotation, biological process: monoatomic ion transmembrane transport; regulation of membrane potential; chemical synaptic transmission. NCBI's taxonomy places the organism in Eukaryota, Metazoa, Chordata, Actinopteri, Clupeiformes, Clupeidae.